GCAGAGGGCCACUAGGAACCUCGGAUUGCCCACGGAAGCUGGCCACUUUCUUUGACAGUCCGGCCCACCUCCUCUUCUGCCCCGGGGAGAAGCUCCAGGGGCUGCCUUUGUGAUUACAGCAUCUUCACAAGGAAGGACCAAAGGAAAAUAAGGUUUCUCGUAAGACCACCGUCAUCACCUCUUUAAAAUAACCCAUUUGGUGGCUCACACAAGAUUUAUAUCGCCAGCCUGAGGCCGGAAGUGUUUUUGCCCCUAUAAAACAUGGCGAAAAGCUUUCUGGUCUCCAAGGGAACGCCACGUAACGAGUCAAAGCGGUGGCGCACGCGCAGAAGUAGCAGCCACCGGAAGUGAUUGCGCCGCUACCCAAGCCUUGGGUUUAGUACGCGUGCGCAGCAGUCUCUUCCGGCAGUCGUAUUGUGCAAAUGGUGGAGAAGAAAACUUCGGUCCGCUCCCAGGACCCCGGGCAGCGGCGGGUGCUGGACCGGGCCGCCCGGCAGCGUCGCAUCAACCGGCAGCUGGAGGCCCUGGAGAAUGACAACUUCCAGGACGACCCCCACGCAGGACUCCCUCAGCUCGGCAAGAGGCUGCCUCAGUUCGAUGAUGAUGCGGACACCGGAAAGAAAAAGAAGAAAACUCGAGGUGAUCAUUUUAAACUUCGCUUCCGAAAAAACUUUCAGGCCCUGCUGGAGGAGCAGAACUUGAGUGUGGCCGAGGGCCCCAACUACCUGACAGCCUGUGCGGGGCCCCCCUCGCGGCCCCAGCGCCCCUUCUGUGCUGUCUGCGGCUUCCCCUCCCCCUACACCUGUGUCAGCUGCGGUGCCCGGUACUGUACUGUGCGCUGUCUGGGGACCCACCAGGAGACCAGGUGUCUGAAGUGGACCGUGUGAGCCUGGGCAUUCCCAGAGAGGAAGGGCCGCUGUGCAUUGCCCAGUGGAGGGGGCUCUCCCUGGACCAAGAGAAGAGCCACUCAUUCACCCGACAAAACUGUGUCUUACCUGCUAGGAAAGACCAGCCUCACUCCAGGAACCAUCUGGCAGGUGGGCGGGGUCCGCCCAGUGCUGUUAGAAUAAAAAGCCUCGUGCC
Molecule: messenger RNA, 1083 nt
Organism: Sapajus apella (tufted capuchin)
Lineage: Eukaryota; Metazoa; Chordata; Mammalia; Primates; Cebidae
Gene: ZNHIT1
Product: zinc finger HIT-type containing 1
Exons: 5
Coding region: 423-887 (154 amino acids)
Biological process (GO): chromatin remodeling
Cellular component (GO): Swr1 complex
Molecular function (GO): nucleosome binding
Source: RefSeq, a predicted model, not a curated record